AGAGUGUGUUGAACUUAACUAUUAAAUUUUAUGUACAGCAUUUAUGUUUAUAGAACUCCUAUACAAUUAUUGUAAGUCAGCCAUGAAUAUUUUCAAAUUUUAUGGGUCUUUAGUGAGGAGAUAUCCAACACUGGUGCAAUCACUGCAAGCAGGGAGUCUAAUGGCAGUGGGUGACAUCACUUCACAAGUUUGCAUUGAGAGACGCUCAGGACACCAGUUUGAAUGGGCUCGUCCAGCACGUUUUUUUGUCCUUGGCACCUGUAUUGUGGGCCCCACACUGAAGGUGUGGUAUGGAUAUCUGGACCGGUGGUUUGGUGCUCAAGGCAGAAGAGGAGCGUUCAAGAAAGUAUUGGUGGACCAAGCAUUGUUUGCUCCGACCUUCACUGUUGUGUUCCUCACAUCUCUGGGUGUUCUUCAAAGAAAGAGCUUUGGGCAGAUCAAAGAACAGAUCAAGAGAGAUUAUGUUGACAUCGUCCUAGCUGGUUACAUGGUUUGGCCAGCUGUGCAAGUGGUGAACUUCUCGUACGUGCCUCUUCAUUUGCAAGUGCUGGUAGUUCAAACGUUUGCCCUCUUCUGGAAUACAUAUCUUGCUUGGAAGACCAAUAGAGAACUCGAAGCAUCUCCUGACCUCGAUAAAAGAUGAUUCAUAGUAUUCUUUAGUUUUGCUGUUUGAAUUUUGAAUGAGACUGUGUAUGGGUUGUUGUUGUCUCUCUAAAUGCGGAUGCAGAUUCUUUUCACGAUGGCAAUUACUGGCACAGGUAUAUGUCCACAAACUGGCGUGUAGUUUGUCAUAAACUGCAUUUGUCACAAUUCUGCACAGAAUGGGCAGAGACCAGCCAAAGGAGCUGGACCAUGAAUGUCAAGACCACUUAACACUAGUUAACUAAAUAUUCAAUGGCAAGGAUUUAGCUAAAAAAUGUAAUAUUUGCUGAUCAAAGAAUUCUUGGGCUCACCUUCAUAAUCAGUUCUGCUAAAAGUUUACCAACCAUUGCAACCUAUUGGCUAUUUGCAAGAUUAAACUCUUAAGUUAAAAACUUCAGGUGGACAUAUUGAAUGAUUUUAAGUAGGUAACGAACUGUUUUUUUUCUUUUCGUGGCCGAAUCUAUAAUUCUAUCUGAAAUUUUCGAAAGGCCCGAACACCGCAAGUGGACGCUUAAACUGUAAAAUUAUAACCCAAGCUUCCAUUUUCGUGGCCCGUUAUUUACUGGACUUGAAAUUUCACGGGGUGUGAGACAACCUUUUGAUAAUAAAAGCUCUGGCACAUACCAUCUACUAGUCAUUGAUAGAUACGAUUGUUUGCAGCUUUUCUCUUCUCAAUUACUCCUACUUAUUUUUAUUCAUUUUCUAAUGAACUUCCUAUGAUCAGACCUGGUCUUUGGAGGUCUUUGGAGCUGCUCUUAGCCUCGUUGCUUUGUAGUUUUUUCAUUGAUUUAGUGAUUGGAGUCUCGUCCACGUAUUUCUUGUCACAUAUAUUGUCAAUAAUCACGCUUUCAAAAACCGCCUCAGAUUCAUUUGUUUGGUCGCCAUGUCGACGUUGUUUGUGAUGUUUAAUGUUACGUUCGAUGUGGAGCUAAUCGAGCAUAUAAAAUUAGCCUAGGUGUCAA
Messenger RNA from Hyalella azteca, 1604 nucleotides. It is a transcript of the gene Mpv17, whose product is annotated as protein Mpv17. Lineage: Eukaryota; Metazoa; Arthropoda; Malacostraca; Amphipoda; Hyalellidae. The record is from RefSeq and is a predicted model, not a curated record. Gene Ontology annotation, cellular component: cytoplasm; membrane. The transcript has 4 exons. Bases 44 to 643 code for a protein of 199 amino acids.